Messenger RNA from Biomphalaria glabrata, 1277 nucleotides. Its product is annotated as alpha-tocopherol transfer protein-like. The coding region runs from base 249 to 1193 and encodes 314 amino acids. Gene Ontology annotation, molecular function: phosphatidylinositol bisphosphate binding. The record is from RefSeq and is a predicted model, not a curated record. Gene Ontology annotation, cellular component: membrane. Lineage: Eukaryota; Metazoa; Mollusca; Gastropoda; Planorbidae. The transcript is spliced from 9 exons.
CUCGUCUGUUUCUCGCCCUUGUCAAUAACUCCUGUCACACUUUCUCGUGGCAUCUAUACCAGGACAUCUAUUAGAGGGGAGGUAAUUUGAUACGUUAUAUAGAGUAAUUUUUUUUUAUUACUAUUAUGAGAAACUGGACUCGCAAGGGGCAGUAAUUUAGUGUGCGUUUUGAAAUUAGGAUUAUUUAAUUUUUCUGACGGUGUAAAAAGCAAGGACUAUAAAACUGACAAGUCGUAUUAAGUGUAACCAUGGCAACGGAAGAGAAGUAUGUCUGCUCACUCCCUGACUCUGUAUUGAAGAAAGCAAUGUCAGAACUGAACGAGGAUCCGAACACGAGGCUACUGGAGAUCAAGAAUCUGCGACAGCGCCUCGAGAAGUAUCCAGGUUUGAAUGGCAGAACAGACCCGAAGUUUUUGCUCAGGUUCCUCAGAGCUCGAAAGUUUGAUCAAGAAUUGAGUUUUAAGCUGCUCUUGAACUACUAUACAACUAGAAGAGAUGACCAAGAAGUUUUCUCUGAUUUGAGGCCCUUCUGUGUUCGUCAUGUGUUCGAAUCGGGCUACACCACGCCCCUAGGUGUACGAGACAAACAGGGCGCUGCAAUCAUUCUAGAGAAACCAGGAAAAUGGGAUUAUGGCAGAUUCUCGGAACUCGACCUCAUCAAAGCAGAUUGUAUCACAAUACACAAAGUUAUCGAGGAUGAGAUAACUCAGGUCAACGGGAUAACUCUUGUGAUUGACUACAAAGGGUUCACUCUGUCGCACCUGGCACACACCUCACCAUCGUUUGCAAGAAGGCUGUGCAGACUGUGGCAGGAUGUGUUUCCAGCUAGGCUACGAGCGGUCCAUAUAGUCAACGAGCCAGCAACCUAUGGCAACAUAUUCGCUCUAUUCAAACCUUUCCUGAAACAAAAACUAUUGGACCGGAUUUUCUUCCAUGGACCAAGACACGAAGAGCUACUGGACCACAUUGACGAGCAAAACUUACCGGAAGCUUAUGGUGGCAAGAUGACAGACGUCUCUGAUACGACCUGGUGUGACGUCAUUCUUCAGUACGACAAACAGUUUGAGGAGGACGCUAAGUUUGGACUUCUGGACAUGACCGUCAGCUCUGCUUUGGACGCAGACUCUGAGAGCUUGGGGGGCGUGGCCCAGAGCAGCCUGGUGGGUACUUUCAAAAAGUUGUCCGUGGACUGACCACGCCAAGAAGUGAUGUUAUCACAACCCGUUUGUUUUUAUUUAUGUUGAACAAUAAAAUUAUGUCGCGUUGUGAAUUAUUCA